CAGUCGGACACAAUAACAUGGCUGCAGCUGUGGUCCGGGUUGUUUUCACUGUGACAUGAUUAAUGUGGCGGUAACAGAGGGACUCGAACUGCGACAUGGACCCGGCUCACAGAGCCGUUCUCCGGAGGAACACACGCUUCCUGUCCGCGGAGCUGCAGGUCAGCGACUCCAUCGUCCCGCUUCUGUUCCAGGAGGAGAUUCUGACGGAAGCUCAGGUGGAACACAUCGAGUCCCAGACCACGAACAGCAGGAAGACCCGGCGGCUCCUGGAGCUGCUGCCCCGCAGGGGGCCCCGGGCCUUCCGCUGCUUCCUGCGGGCCCUGGACGACUUCAGCUGGGUCCGAGACAGGCUGCUGCUGGACCUCCACACCCCGGGCCCCGGAGCUGAACCAGGACCAGGACCAGGAGCUGGAGCUGGACCAGGAGCUGGAGCUGGAUCCACAGACGACCGGCAGCUUCCUGAGUCGGUUCUCCAGAGGGUUCCUUCAGAUCGGGAGUUGUCCCGGCUAGCGUCUCGACUCGGAGCUGAGUGGGAGUUGGUGCUGAUGGAUCUGGGUUUGUCUGCGGAGGCUUUGUUUCGCUGUCGGUCCGAUCAUGGUCUCAGCGCUCACGGAGCAGCGCUCGCCGGCCUGGUUCAGUGGAGACGAUCUGAGGGGAGGAGAGCCAGGGUCCAGAGGCUGCUGGAGUCUCUACAGGCUGCUGACGUCCACCCGUCUGUCCUGCAGGACGCCCUGAUCUGAUGCACGAGCUGACCACAAUGUUAGAACCAACGCAAGCAUGGACGCUCAGCGGGACAAGAGUGAUUGAAACAAUGAGGACGAGACGACUGAGUCUGAGACAAGAGAGGACACGUUGCUUGUGUUGAUGUUUAAAAAAUGUCUCCUGCAGCCUCCUAGUAAAAUGUGAGAGUGAGUCCAUGUGAGGAAACAGCAGGACAAUGUCCUGAAGCUUCCCAGUGAGCGAGUGGACGUGUUGAUGAGGU
Molecule: messenger RNA, 982 nt
Organism: Hippoglossus stenolepis (Pacific halibut)
Lineage: Eukaryota; Metazoa; Chordata; Actinopteri; Pleuronectiformes; Pleuronectidae
Gene: cradd
Product: CASP2 and RIPK1 domain containing adaptor with death domain
Exons: 2
Coding region: 96-740 (214 amino acids)
Biological process (GO): signal transduction; regulation of apoptotic process
Cellular component (GO): CBM complex
Molecular function (GO): death domain binding; protease binding
Source: RefSeq, a predicted model, not a curated record